Molecule: messenger RNA, 697 nt
Organism: Cantharellus anzutake
Lineage: Eukaryota; Fungi; Basidiomycota; Agaricomycetes; Cantharellales; Hydnaceae
Exons: 7
Coding region: 89-652 (187 amino acids)
Source: RefSeq, a predicted model, not a curated record
GUCUUGGGAUAGGUGUGGUCUCUUUUACGUGCUGCUGUUCGUGCUGCCAAACCGUUACCCAUUAGCUGCUUCCUAUCAGGCAUAUCAUAUGGCGAAUUUCGUCACGGUUCCCCAGCAGAAGCGAUCGUUGGCCGAAUCAUGGCUCCUUAUGGAGGCGAUUUGUGAUGUCACACUUGCCGUUUCGAUGACCAUCCUGUUACGUCGGCAGAGAACUGGUUUUCAGCAAACCGACAACAUCUUGAACAAAUUGAUUGUUUAUUCAAUAAACACUGGAACGGUCACAAGUGUAAUCGCUAUUGUCAUGUGUAUCACCUUCGCAAUCCAUGGCUUCGGUUCUGACCUUCUCGUUUUAGGAAUACCACUCGGCGCUGUAUACAAUUUCACUAUGCUCACCAACUUGCACUAUAGAGCUCAGCUCCGUCAAUAUGUAGGUCCCGUUAACAAGGGCAACACUGGUACUGGACCGAACUGGCUGGGUGUCAAAGUCGACAAGACUGUGGAGCCACCAUUGUUGACAUUGGCACGACUACGGCCAGAACGAAAUGCAAUCGUGCCUAAAGAGAAAACCCAUCCCACAGUGGAUGGAGAAACAACUCGAUACGCCUCAUUCCUCCCGGUAUUCACCGUCACAGACACCAAAGGCAUCAGCUAGAUUGUAACUUAAAGCCCUUCCAUGUCUAAUUUAAUUGUUUUGGUG